AUGACGACUGAGGCCUCACAAGGGAAGCAACCUGCGAGGAAGCACAAGCCAUCUCACCUUAGAAAUGAGAUUCGCCGUGAGUCAAGUGAUAGAGAGGAAAUACCAGAAAGGAUCGUGGUACAGGUGUACAACAGCGACGAUUUCGUUCCAGAGACUCAGCCGGAGGAACGCGUUGACUGCAGCCUUCGUCUCGAUAACGGAUCACAACACAGCGAAGGCUCCCUCAGUCCCAAUGACUCUGCCUUCCUGAAGCGAACCACAGUAACGAAGAGCACGGAGAUGUCUGCUCCCGCCUCAUUCGGCUUGACACGACCCAAGUCAGCAUCGACAUCCCAGGCGUUUACAUUUGCAACGCCGAAGAGGAUGACUGGCAAAACCCCUUCAGAAGAGAAGAUAGACUUUGUUGAUCCGACUGAGAGUGCUAUUGAGCUGAGUGAGAGUAAAGCAGCAGAUGGUGAUAGCACAGUUGCUUCCUCCCUGACUCUCUUCCCUCCCAGCUCUAUCGACAAUGCGCAGCAAGACACCACGAAAUUGAGCAGUGCCGAGAACGCGAACAACCAGCUCCCAGGUCCUCCAAGGGAAACAGUUGCACCUCUUGAAUCACAGAGAGAUAGCCCGGAUGUAACUCAAGGGCCUAGUUCUAGUUUCGGAACACCGCCUUCUGCACAGCCCGACCCAAGGUCAGCUAAUCGUACUAAGAAGCCGCGUAUCAACAGGAUCACUGGUAAGAGAUUGAGGCAUGGCAAGAGAGCUCUGCGUGCACAGCAGCAUGAUACCUCAUGGCCACCUCGAUCGACCAGCAUCAUGGACAUCCCCCACCAGUCGCCGAGUAGCGCUCCCUCCAUACCUGACGGUGCCGUCAGUUCUCACGACUCAGGGUCUCGAGUGAAUGAGCAUGGUCAUCGAAUCUAUGAGGCUUUUCACGAGUCACGUCCAAUUACAACUCACCAUGAAGUUGCACAAGAUCAAGCUGAUCACGGGGAGACCACUUUCGGUCACCUGAGUGGUGAUCAAGUUCCUGCAGCCACUGUGGAAGCCUCCCUCCAAACAGCCACCUGUAGCCUAUCCAGCAACACUCCUGAGGGUCACAACUUCGGUGCCACUGAGAAAUUGUCCCAUGUCGUUCUGGAACAAGCACUCAAUGACCUUCCUGAACACUCGCCUCGUGUUCCUCUCGAACAAUUUCAGAUUCCCCUGGAGCAAUUAUCGCAAGCUUCUCUGGAGCAACCUACUCAACCCUGGCUAGAAGGGCCGUCACAUGUUCUUCUUGGGCAACUGUCUCACCUUUCCCCGGAACUAUUCCGCGCGGAGACAUCCCAGGAAGUACAUCCCAACCCCUGGGUCUCUACCAAUAGUAUGCCAGGAACUGUGCCGAGAAUGACAACCGAGCAAUUGCUACAGAACGCUCAUCAUGUCAGUGCGAGUGUCACUCGAAAGCCAGUUGUCGAUGACACUCCGGCUGAUUCAAUUCUGCACGAGGUUUCCGGCCGCACCGGGUCUCAACGAGUGACAAAAUCGCGGAAGAAAGGACGAGCUACCAAUAGUUCUCGGUCGACCAUUUCAGCAGCUGUAAGCCGAGGUCAAGGGCUAUCCACACCUUGCGUUAUCGAUCAAUCUUUGGAAUCUCUGAGGUUGGCACUUCUCACGGAUCGAUCUCGAUUGCAACAUGAGCAGAUGACCGAAGCGAAACAUUUCGAAGACAUGAGAACCGUACUCCAAGAUGCGAUCCACUCUCAACAAAAUACUAUCAUCGAGCUGAAGGCGAAACACCAAGAGAAGAACGCAUCCGUCGUCCGGCUGACUGAGAAAGCCAAGACAAAUCAGAAAUACGUCACAGGCCUCCAGAAGGAUUAUGAGAGGCUACAGAAGUCAGUCGCGUCUUUUCAAGAUGAGAAUACGAAGACUCUGAAGCAGAAGAUGGCCGAAGUUGAGAGUGAGAAAGAGUCCUUGCGACAGGAACUUGAGGUGACUAUCGAUGCGUUGUCCAGAAGCCAGAAGAAUAUGAUGUCAACAAUCCAAGACCUCUACAUGCGCUGGGUCAUGUCGGAGUCUAAGAAGAAAGACCUUGCCGAAACUCUCGACCAACAGAAGAUGAUGUGUGAGGACGAGAAGAAGAAGCGCGACGAUCUGGAGAAGCAACUCUUGUCCUCCGUUCAGACUCUCCAAAACCAACUUGGCGGCAGUUUCACUUCACUGACCGAGAAGCUUGUGCAACUCCAAUCGUCUGUGGACAGAGUUGCUGCUGACAACGAGCGCGAUGCUGGGGUCAAAGAGUGCUUGAAUACGUUGAAAAAGAUCCAGACAACUCCUUUUCUUACCGCCAAAGACGUGCAAAAAGCUGAAGGACUUUUGCGCUUCAUACACGACAGCGUCGAUUCGAAACUCGGUGCCCUAUCUGGAAGAUUGGAAAGCAAGAUAUUUCCUACCCAAGAAAUCCAGACUUACAUCGACGAUCAACUGCAGAGACUCCGGGGUGAGAUACUGAAGUACGAAGAAGUCGUUGCUGAGAAUUGCGAGGCCCUUCGGUCAAAUGGUUUGCUCAACAAACAGUUAGAGGUCCAGCAACAGUGCUGCCAGAAGCUAGAUGAGCAAGUCAAGGUUCUUCAGCAAACUAAGGUCAGUCUCAUAGCACGUUCGGCUAAGCUCGAACGAGAGUUGCAAGACCUCAAGGACCUAGUCCGCGAUCAGAAUUCGAAUCCAUCUGAGCUAGAGCGCGAGAUUCUUGACCUUCGUAGUUACCUGGAAAAAGCCAAGGAUGAUCUCAAAGCGGCCAACACCAAAGCUGAGGAGACAGAAAAGGUUCGGGAAGAGCGAGAGAAAACCGGACUCGCGUACAAGAACUGCUACGAAGAAUGUAAAGCAAAGUUAAUCGAAGUUGGUAAAAGAAAGCAGGAAAAAAAGGCUCACGUCGCGAACAUAGUCGAGCUCCACGAAAAGGCCAUGCAAGAUUGCCGCAGGACUUUUGACGAGCAAGAAAGUGAACUCAGAAACGACGUACAUUGUCUCACCAUCGAGCGUGACGAGAGGGAGGGUAUGAUACAAGAACUGAACAAGGAGGUGGACGCUGCAAGGGUUCGACUUCAGAAGGAGCGCAAAGAAGCCAGUGCGGUCGAGUCCGAGCUCGAAGUUAUUCGCAAGGAGAAGAUGGAGGUCGAGGCCAAGCUGAAGAUUGCUCACGGAAGUCCGUCCAAAGCAUCAGAGCUCAUCAACUUCAAGGAUCGACUGCGACGGAAGUCCGAUGAAUUGAACUUCAAAGCGCAGGAGCUCGACGAUUUGACGCGCCAGCAUACGGACUUGGGCAACAAAACGAUGCAUCUCCAAGACUCUUGCGAUCAGUUACAGUCCCAGAUAUCCCAGCAUCUUCUCACAAUCGAAACCAUGCGUCAGGAGUUCCAUGCUCAACUGUCUGAAGAGCGAGAGAAGGCUCAGCAUACACUUGAGGUAGCUCAGGAUCAGAAUGGCAUUCUCGAAAAUGAGAAGCAGAACCUAGAGGCAUGUCUUGUACAGGCUCGGAUGAAUGCAUCCGAAUCAGACAGUGCCCAGACCGUACUUACUAGCGAGCGAGACGAUCUGAAGCGGCAGAUUGAUGAGUUUCGAGCGGCGAAGUGUGCUAGCGACGCAGAGUUACUUCGUGUUCGAGCUGAGAUGGCCGAGAAACUCGGAGAAUAUGACAAUACUCUUCGCACGGAGAUCGAUGAUAUGCAGCGGCAGUUAACGCGAUCCAACGAUACCUUGAAGGAGUCUGAGGCCAAGAGCCGCCGUAUGGAAGUCGAACACCCACAGCAGCUCCGGGCAUACCAGGAGAAGGCCGAGAAGCUGUACGAUCUACUUGUGAAAGAGUCGGACCUGAAACUAGACGAGGCAAGAGCACAUAUCGCCCGGAUCAAGCCAUCCCGAGGAUCUGAUUCAUCGGUGUUGUGUGGAACGACUUCAUCUCCGUUGCGUAACAUCCAUGCGGGAAGAGCGAGGAAGAAGGUCAAUCGCGAGAACAAUUCUGUUCUGGAUGUCAGGGGCUCUUCUACUGCACAAUACAUCGCUGCUGAAUGCACACCAAAAGCAGCUCGAUCUGAACUCCCGCAUAAUCAGCACGAUGAUUCGGAGGAACUUCUUGGUCUUUCUGAGUUCCAAUAUGAUUUUGAAGCUCAGGAGCUACCGGAUGAUCACGAUGUCUCUGUAGUGGAUCCCUCGGCCGAAGAGGUUCAAGAGACACAGGAAGUCGACGGACUAUCCUUGUUCCAAGCGCAAGACGGAAUCUUGGGCCAAGUCACCCAUGAGAAACCCUCGAGUCAACACUCCAGCUCAACGGGCUUGUCUACCAUUGAUUCUGAAGAGAUGACGCAAAUGCAGCAGCAAAUGUCGCCUCCAACGACUCGUGAACGUCAUUCUAGCGCCGCCGGGCGACAAUCAUCCAAGAGCUAUAAGACGGAGACCUCAAUGCGACCGGAUGACAUGCUUGCAGCAGACUCCCAUUCGUCUUUUUCUCAGGACCGACCGAGGUCGCAAGCCAAUACAGCUUCUCGGAUGAUGCCUCCUCCUGGUACAGUUUCACACCACUUCGACGAGCGCGGCCUCGUGCAUGAUGCUGUGGCAAAAGCAACUGCCCAGCAUAUGAUGUAUGAUGGCGUGAGAAAUGAUCUUGAGAGUAGCCACACAAGAUCUGCAUAUCCUCGGACUACAUCAGAGCAGAUUAACGCUUAUCUGGACCCAAGGCUCCUUGACCGUCAUGACAGAAGCCGUGAUGGACAGCGAGCGUCGGGUCAUGGCUCGAGCCAAAAGAGGAAGAGUUCUGUCAGCCAAACGGAACGACUCCCCAUCUACAAGAACAGCAGAACCUCAGUUCAGGAUAAUUCACCUCAUGCGUCAUCGGCGUCGAAGGGUUCCUCGUCGUAUCUGCCAGGCUCACCGAGAGCAGCACCCCAUGGAAAGACUCUCUCUAGCUCUCUGACUGUUACGCCUCGAGCGUCAAACCGAGCUUCGUCGUCCGGUGAGAACAACCCUUCUCGCAGACAGCUGUCGUCGUCGACUAGAGCCCAAACUGUUACCCCGGCACGCCGAUCCUCCAAUCGUCUGACGAAGAGUAAGUCGGGCAAAAAAGAUAUGGACGGUCGCUUCGGCGAAGAGCUAGCCAGACGACGAUGAUUAUAGGAAGUGGCGGCUGCGACAAUUGCGACACUGCCACCCUGUUCCGCAUUCCUGGGUUUGUUGUUGAGUCGCGGUAACGCUUCCCUGAACGAGUUAUAUUUGCCGUGGACGUUGAGAAUGUCUCUGCGGUGUUCGUGACCGUCGGUGACCCACGUAAGUUUCUGAGAAAGCAUACGAGAUUAUCGUAUUGACAAUGUUCAGAAUGACUUUUUUACGAAGUUUUGGACCACAUUAUCGAGCAUCUCUACGGGGUUACCACAUAAC
Messenger RNA from Dothidotthia symphoricarpi CBS 119687, 5406 nucleotides. RefSeq lists its product as uncharacterized. The coding region runs from base 1 to 5139 and encodes 1712 amino acids. The record is from RefSeq and is a predicted model, not a curated record. The transcript is spliced from 6 exons. Lineage: Eukaryota; Fungi; Ascomycota; Dothideomycetes; Pleosporales; Dothidotthiaceae.